CCCACCCCUUCAGGGAAAAGCUGUCAGCCUGGCUGCUGCCAGUUGUCUCUCUCCGGGAGACUGGACGCUGGGAGCAUGUCUGGCUGGCCUGACUAUCUUUGGGCAACACGCAACCCCACGCCUCCUCCUCCUCCUGCGCGCAAGGCAUUCCUCGCCAUUCUUAUCUCGCUUCUUGAAUUUCCAGGCCGCAGAAAAGACGCUUCUGGAACAGACUGCAACCAUUUAAAUCCCGUCGAGCCGGAUCUGAUUGAAAUUCCCGAGGAACAGCGCACGGAGUGAAGGUGACGAGAUGUCAGAGCUGUGUUAUAACCCGGGUUGUGGACUCCGCUACGAGCCGCACAGUAACGCGGGCGAUGCUUGCUGUUACCACCCAGGAGUUCCAAUAUUCCAUGAUGCACUCAAGGGAUGGUCAUGCUGCAAAAAGAAGACGAUUGACUUUUCAGAAUUUCUGGCAAUCCCGGGAUGUACCAAAGGCCACCACUCUAAUGUGAAGCAACCAGAGCCCCUGAAACCAGAGAUAACAUGUACCAAGGAUGGAGCAGAUGACACAAAGCCAGGGCCUGCCACUGAGUACAUCGUGAAGGGUCCCAAGUCAGCAGAGAAGAUGAAGAAAGAAAGACCAAGCUCUGAAGAACCCACGGUGAAAUUGCCUCAAAGAGUCACCAAGUCACUGCAAGAGUCUCUGGACAAGCUCAGUGCAUCUUCUCGGAAAACAGACACAAAUAAAGAGGAUAACGUCAAAGGUGGAGUUAUAGUGGGCACCAUGUGUAAACACAAUGGCUGUAAGAAGGCUUUUCAAGGGCCGGAGAGUGAUCGGGAGACGUGCAACUUUCAUCCUGGAAUACCCAUCUUCCAUGAAGGAAUGAAGUACUGGAGCUGCUGUAGGAUAAAGACUACGGAAUUUGAUGACUUCCUCGAACAGCCUGGCUGUGCCAAGGGCAAGCAUCUCUGGACCAAGAUAGAUUCGGAUAAAAAGCUAGUUGGCUGCCGGUACGACUGGCACCAAACGGGUGGGAUGGUGGUCCUCACAGUCUAUGCAAAAACAUCGAACCCAGAGCACAGCCAUGUAGAUGCUAACCAGACAAUGUUAACUAUCCACAUCAUGUUUGAAAAGGAUAAAGUUUUUCACAAAGCAUUAAACCUAUGGGGUGUUGUUGACGCAAGUAAAAGCUUUGUCAACAUGGGCCCAACGAAAGUGGAAAUCAACCUUCAGAAAAUGGACCCUGUCAACUGGGCCAAAUUUGAACUGCCACCCCAGAAAGUUGAAGGGAAGGAUGAAACGAGAGAGAAAGAACAGAAAGAAGAAAUCCAAAAAGAAGAGAAUGCAAAGGAAAAUAAACCGUUAGCCCAGGAAUUAAAUGAAAUGUUUUUGGGAGAAGAACCACCACCUCUAGAAGACGAUGAGUCUGAUGAUAGUUUAAGACUAUCUGAUACCGACGAAGAAGAUUUUGAUUGAUGAUUUUUUAGAUGUUGGGUAGCAGCAUUCACGAUACAACCACGUAUACACCAAAGUACUGCAAUUUUAUGCAGUUUACCUUUUCUGAUACUGCCCAUGUGAUUAUCUUUAGUCAGCUUGAAAUGCAGCUUGCAGUGUGGAUUAUUCUCUGAAAAUUAAAAUAUUUGAAGAAUGUAAAGAAAAAUAAAAUAUGCAAAUAAACGAAGAUUGACCAUA
Molecule: messenger RNA, 1672 nt
Organism: Amblyraja radiata (thorny skate)
Lineage: Eukaryota; Metazoa; Chordata; Chondrichthyes; Rajiformes; Rajidae
Product: cysteine and histidine-rich domain-containing protein 1
Exons: 11
Coding region: 290-1456 (388 amino acids)
Source: RefSeq, a predicted model, not a curated record